Molecule: messenger RNA, 1917 nt
Organism: Elgaria multicarinata webbii
Lineage: Eukaryota; Metazoa; Chordata; Lepidosauria; Squamata; Anguidae
Product: bile acid receptor-like
Exons: 11
Coding region: 305-1813 (502 amino acids)
Biological process (GO): negative regulation of transcription by RNA polymerase II; lipid metabolic process; cell differentiation
Molecular function (GO): nuclear receptor activity; RNA polymerase II cis-regulatory region sequence-specific DNA binding; zinc ion binding
Source: RefSeq, a predicted model, not a curated record
CUAGCUGGGAAAAUGUGACGUGUGGAUCCCGAUGGCCUCUGUCCCUGAUGAUUCAGUUAUUAUUUGAUUUAUGUGGUCUUGCCGCUGCCCUUGCUUUGACCCUCGGAAUGGCUGUGUGGGAAGUUUGUGUCUCACAGAUAGAGUGAAGUGCUGCUCUGCAAAGUGUUUGGAGCCAAUGCAAAGAAGCUGAUAAAUACAGAAAAGACUCUUUGCUUCAGAUGCACCCCAAAGAGGAACCAUAAGACGACACCUCCUUGGGACUAAGCAGUGUUUGCUUUUUGAAAGCACAAAACACCCAAACUGAAUGAAGCAGUGGGAGCUCGAGCAAAGCAUGGCGAACACCUUUGUGACAGUACCUGAUGGAUAUUGCCUAAGUGAGCCAAUCCAGUAUUAUGAUGUUUUGCCAGAACACAUCAGUUAUCCGCUGCAAGAUCUCGACUUCCAACCUGCUCCUUAUUGUCAGUAUUCAACAGUUCAGUUUCCUCCAGUACUACAGUCACCAUCUCCCCAGUCUCAUUACAGUGCAUACAACUUGGACUCUCAAUACAGCGAUGGGCAAUACAUCAUCAGUAAUUGUGAACUCAGUAAGCCCACCUGCAUGGGUGUUCAUGAUGAUGGGGGAGGAUAUCCUGGACAGAAACGACCCAGGCUUAGUCACUCUGCUUUGCGAAUAAAGGGACAGGAAGAACUCUGUGUGGUUUGUGGAGACAAGGCUUCAGGAUAUCAUUACAAUGCACUCACCUGUGAAGGCUGCAAAGGGUUUUUUCGACGCAGCAUCACCAAAAAUGCAACCUACAGAUGCAAGAAUGGCGGCCACUGUGAAAUGGAUAUGUAUAUGAGGAGAAAAUGUCAGGAGUGUCGCCUAAAGAAAUGUAAAGCUGUGGGAAUGCUGGCGGAAUGUCUACUAACAGAAGUCCAGUGUAAAUCAAAACGUCUCAGAAAAAAGAGUAGCUACCUUUGUAACAUCAAAAUGGAAGAUGAGGGAUUGGACAACAAGCAUGUAUCCUCUACAACCAAACCAUUAAAACAGAAAAUGGAACUUACUCCUGGGGAACAUGAGCUUAUUGACCAUAUUUUGGCUGCCCAUCAAAAAUGCACAAUCCCCCUUGAGGAAGCAAAGAAGUUUUUGCAGGAAACUGCUAAUCCUGAAGAGAAUUUUCUACGGCUUUCAGAAACAGCUAUGGUUCAUGUGGAGGUACUAGUGGAUUUUACAAAAAGACUCCCAGGAUUUGAAAGCUUAGCCAAUGAUGAUCAAAUUGCUUUGCUGAAAGGCUCCACUAUUGAAGCAAUGUUUUUACGCUCAGCCCAAAUAUAUAAUGAACGAAGGAUUGAGUGCCAAUCAUCAUUCCGUGAAAGUCAUGUAAAAUUUUCUGACCAUGCUAUAUGUGGUCAAGAUAAAAGUACUUACUCCAUAGAAAUGUCUCAUACUGAAGAAAGUCCAACGUCUACUAGUACAACAGGUAUCACUGAGGAGUUUAUCACUGCACUAUUUUACUUCUACAGAAGCAUGGGAGAACUGAAUCUGACUGAGACAGAGUACGCAUUGCUUGUUGCAACUACUGUGUUUUUUUCAGAUCGUCCACUCCUAAAAAACAAGCAACAUGUGGAGAAACUCCAGGAACCCUUUUUAGGAAUUCUGUACAAGUAUUCCAAAAUAUAUCACCCUGAAGAACCACAACAUUUUGCCCGUCUCAUAGGGCGGCUCACUGAACUCAGAACCCUCAAUCAUAACCACUCAGAAGUGCUAGUAACUUGGCGAACAAGAGAUCCUAAACUGACCUCUUUACUUUGUGAAAUCUGGGACUUGCAUUAAACAAUGUACUAAUUACUUAAAUUGUUACCCAGGUCUGUUUUUCUAAAACAUGCUAUUUCCCAAUUCUUGUACACUUAUUAAAAGCAAAUCUCGUUUCUGUUAAA